AUGAAGAUUUCUGUAGACUUUAAUGAUUUAAAACUCUUUUGCAGCACUUUUGGAGAACUUAUGUAUUAUUAUCACUUUGAUGUGGAGAGCAAUUCUUAUGAAAAUAACUUGCAUCUUACUGAUAAUGAUAUAAAAUAUUUUGAUAUAGAAUCUAAUUUAGUAAAAGAUUAUGAAGUAUAUAAGAUAGUUAAGAAAAAUUAUUCAUUUUUAAAUUAG
Messenger RNA from Entrophospora sp. SA101, 216 nucleotides. The record is from the annotation of a GenBank genome assembly. Lineage: Eukaryota; Fungi; Glomeromycota; Glomeromycetes; Entrophosporales; Entrophosporaceae.